Molecule: messenger RNA, 1377 nt
Organism: Cylindrotheca closterium
Lineage: Eukaryota; Bacillariophyta; Bacillariophyceae; Bacillariales; Bacillariaceae
Source: the annotation of a GenBank genome assembly
AUGGAUGUACUUUCUCGAAAACGACAUGGUCCCAGAAGUGUCAUGACAGGAAUAGGGAGGCGAAGGCGAAAAACCGAGAGCUCUAUAAUGAAAAGCAGUGUGGCACGGUCCAUCGUGACGAUGUGCUUCAAUGUGAUGCUCUGGGGAGUGGCGCUAUGGGCCACAGCAUCGGAUAGCGAGUCUUAUAUUCACGUUGCGGUGGAAAGCAUGUCAAAACCGGAAGUUGUGUCGAGAAAUUUGAGAUCGGAAUCCCCUCCAAGCACGGAUACGUCCAAUUUACAUUCUUCAAAGAACCUCCAUGGAAUGACAAACAUGAAAGUAUCUACAACGGAUUCUGCCAUGCAGCAGCUGGAACAAAAAGCUUCAGAACCAGCAUCUUCAGAGCCACCGAAUGAGUCGAAUUCACAAUUGGAAACAAUUUCUCCUAUUUUAUGUACCCAGAAGCUUGCCAAUCGAAAGUCAGAUUCCACAGAUCCCAACCAACAUUUGAAAGAAUCCGCUUACAAGCACAUCACCUUGACGGAUCCCAACAUGUAUAUUUCAUUACACGACGAAACGUUUGAUGAUAUGCGAUGGGCCUACAUCUACAAAAAGGGAAACUACUAUGAAACGGGAAUUACCGAACAGUUUCGAUCCAUCUUGCGAAAUACUACCCAACCGGGUUUGGUGAUCGAUGUGGGCAUGAACAUUGGAUGGUUUACGGUUUACUCGCGAGCCAUGGGACACAAGGUAGCUGGGUUCGAUCCGAAUCCCAUUAUGCACACGCGACUCUGCGAGUCCCUCAAAUUGAAUGGAUGGUUAGAGGAUAAUACGGUUCAAAGUUUUGCCUAUGGUUUGGGUGCAGAACCAGCAAUGCUGCAGUUUACAACGGGUAAGAACCCGGGAAAGGCAAGUUUCUUUGAAGAUCGAAUGGCGAAACGUUUCCGAAAGAAAUCAGAGGUUCCAGUAGUCCGACUAGAUGACGUCGCCGACCAACAUGGUUGGAUUACCGAUGUGAACACGCCUAUAUACCUUUGGAAACUUGAUGUAGAAGGAUACGAGUAUCAUGUGUUGGAAGGCUCCCGCAAACUCUUGCAAUCAAGGCGAGUUCAAAACAUUAUUUUGGAGAAUUCCGACCAUGAUCCCCAGCAUGUUGUCGACAUGUUUAUCCAGCUCUAUAGAGCUGGCUAUGAAAUGAAAAUGCUCAGUAGCACAGAAGGGAAACCUUGCCGACCCAAGCUGGUUGAAUCUCUCAACGAGAUGUUUGCCAAAGUUGCCACUAGUAGUGCUGAGAGUUUGUUGGACAAACCAGAAAUUGCCUUGUUCACGAGAGUUACUUACAAUAUUUGGUGGGUUCGACGGAAGGAUCACACAAUAGACAUAAAUAAGAAAUCAUAG